Perca fluviatilis (European perch) is the source of this 4921-nucleotide messenger RNA. Its product is annotated as cAMP-dependent protein kinase catalytic subunit alpha-like. Lineage: Eukaryota; Metazoa; Chordata; Actinopteri; Perciformes; Percidae. Gene Ontology annotation, molecular function: protein kinase A regulatory subunit binding; cAMP-dependent protein kinase activity; ATP binding. Gene Ontology annotation, biological process: peptidyl-serine phosphorylation. Bases 677 to 1750 code for a protein of 357 amino acids. The transcript is spliced from 11 exons. The record is from RefSeq and is a predicted model, not a curated record. Gene Ontology annotation, cellular component: nucleus; cAMP-dependent protein kinase complex.
AAUCCGUAGCAAGACUUAAGCUGUCAAUCUACUCCGGUUCUGGCAAGUAGGCGGGACGUUCGCUCGGCUGUAGUUCCGUCAUCUCGCUCGUCUCCGAGGCUACAGGGGGCCAAUGUUGAUUUGGGCAAAUUCCCGUCGUUGUCGGACCCCGCCGAGGAUUCAUUUUUAAAAGCUGGGUUCGGUAACGAAAAGUGGCAGGCUUUUGAUUGAGAAUAUUGCAUUCCCGUCGUCGGUAUACCUGUUUUUUUUUGGGCUGGGGGAGAGGUGGGGAGCCGGGGGGCCUCGCUCGGAGGGGGCUGCAAGGAGGGACAGGAGAAGACUGAAUCCUCCGUGUUCAGGCCAAAUGCGCCGAGGUCGGCCUGGCAGUCCAGUGAAGCCCCAGCGACCGAGAUACCACAACGAUAGCUCCCCGUGGAUUUAAACUCUAGCUAUAUCAGUCGCCGGUGGUUGAUGACCGUGGAGUGAGUGAGCCCGCUGCACUAUACCGUUACCGUCUCGCCGUGGCACCCCAUCACCAGCUGUCAGGCUAUCAAAGCUCAAAACCUCGGAGUAAACGCUUGGUAACUGUUACAGCUGGAUUUAAGAAAUACCGAUCAGACCUAAUCGAGCUUAGACCGGCUUGACAAGUCUGUAGGGCGGCCAAAAAGCCACGCUUCCCCGUUGACAAGUUGUCAUCAUGGGCAACGCGCCCACGGCCAGGAAGGGCAGCGAGAUGGAAAGCGUCAAGGAGUUCCUUGCUAAAGCCAAAGAGGACUUUCUCAAGAAAUGGGAGAACCCUGCACAGAACACUGCUGGCCUGGAGCAGUUUGAGAGGUUGAAAACCCUGGGCACGGGCUCAUUUGGCCGUGUGAUGCUGGUGAAGCACAAAGAAACGGGACAGCAUUAUGCCAUGAAGAUCCUCAACAAGCAGAAGGUGGUGAAGCUCAAGCAAAUAGAGCACACUCUGAAUGAGAAGAGGAUUCUUUUACUUGAGGCUGUCAGCUUUACCAGUUUAGUGUCACUAACAGGCCCUCUGUCUUCCCUUCCCCAGGACAACACUAACCUCUACAUGGUGAUGGAAUAUGUACCAGGUGGAGAGAUGUUCUCCCAUCUACGGAGAAUUGGCAGAUUUAGUGAGCCUCACGCUCGGUUCUACGCUGCUCAGAUCGUUCUAACCUUUGAGUAUCUGCACGCUUUGGACCUGAUCUACAGAGACCUGAAACCUGAAAAUCUGCUCAUAGACCAACAGGGCUACAUACAGGUGACAGAUUUUGGCUUUGCCAAACGUGUAAAGGGCCGGACCUGGACACUGUGUGGCACCCCAGAAUAUCUGGCCCCAGAGAUUAUUCUCAGCAAGGGGUAUAACAAGGCCGUAGACUGGUGGGCGCUGGGCGUACUCGUCUAUGAAAUGGCAGCAGGGUACCCGCCUUUCUUUGCUGAUCAGCCCAUUCAGAUCUAUGAAAAGAUCGUAUCAGGGAAGGUGCGUUUCCCAUCUCACUUCAGUUCAGACCUGAAGGACCUCCUGAGGAACCUGUUACAGGUGGAUCUAACAAAACGUUACGGCAACCUCAAGAACGGGGUCAACGACAUCAAGGGACACAAAUGGUUUGCAACCACUGACUGGAUUGCCAUCUACCAGAAAAAGGUGGAAGCUCCCUUCGUCCCCAAGUUCAAAGGACCAGGCGACACCAGCAACUUUGACGACUACGAGGAGGAGGAGAUCCGUGUCUCUUUCACUGAGAAAUGUGCCAAGGAGUUUGCGGAGUUCUAGAGUUAGAGAGCGAGAGAGGAAGAAAGAAGGAAGUAGGGAAAGUCAAAGGUAGGCUGGUCAAGUGGGAGACGUGAGGAGAGAGUACUGUCUCCUGUCCAAUCACAAGCACCAGCUACAAAAAGAGGGGGGGAAAUGGGAUAGAGAAGGGAAAAAGAGCAAGGACACUGACAACCAGCAGUGUUGCCUUUUCUGUUGCGUUUCUGUUGUAUUUUAUUUAUUAUUCUGUCUUAUUUAUGGAUCCCUUUACAACGAAGGUUUGCUUCAGAUUCAUGAGUGUUGGGAACCCCACUUAUCUAGAGUUGCCUCUAGACAUUUUCACCCAAGAUCUGCCCUGCUCUUUUAUUGUUGCAUUCAUAAUUUAGUCACUUUUGGGCCAUAUCACAGAAAUCAGUCAGUCUGUUCUAAUCUCCUGCAGUCUGUUGGUCAUCACAUGAAGCCCAUUGAGUCAUACAAGUUGAGGUCUCAGUCUGCACAAAGCUUUCUUAAAUUUAAACUGAUAACCGGCUAACUUGCUCUCUCUUUUGUGAGCAAGAGGAGCAUCAAAGUGACCAUUUAAAUGAAUCACACACAUGCACGUAAAUAACUUUUAUGUUUUGCAGUCCUUUUUCUUUUAAAUAUUUAAACCUUCACCGUUUCAUAUCAUAGACGGCAUACGUCGAGUCACUGGCAUGAUUGGCCAAAAGAAAAACGUAAAGAUGAUGCAUUGUGUGCUCAAACAAGUUUCGGUCAGAGACAAAUGACACUUGUUGCUUGUAAAAAGAUAGUAGUGACACUAAUGAUAUCAUGUCAGGCUAACAAACAAGGAAAUUUGGAUAAGGGAACGUAAAUAUCUCAGUUUUAAUGGUGUUGUGAAGGAACACCAUAACAUAAUGGUAUCUCAGGUUUGAACAUAUCACUUAAUAAGACAUUUUAUCAACAUAUAGCAUUGGGAUUAGCAGGUAAAGAAGAUGUGUGCGACACUUGCUUAUGAUAUAGAUUUGGGAAUUCAAAGUUCUGGUUAGCACUAAGAGGAACGCGCGGGACUACCUUGACUUUGGGUUAGCGUAUUCCACAGUUUCCCCUUCCAGAAGAUUUGGUUUUGCUAACUCAACAUCUCUGUUUGGUAUUAAAAGCACUCACUGUCUCUGCUCAGAGCUCACUUACUAGUCAAGUUGAUGCGGCAUUUUGAAUCAACCGUUUGGCCUUUCCAACUCCAACUAAGGGAGACUAUCUGAGGCAGGCUACCUCAAACUGCUUCUGGCUGGUGGUCAACGGAGCACUUUGACCAGUCAUUGAAGGCAGUCUGGAUAGUGUGCUUUAUGGUUUUUUAUAGAGACCUGUGUUUAUGUUCAUCUCCCCAGCACCCAGCUCUCCUCUUAUCACUUGCAAAGUUGGACCACAUGUUUUAAAUGUGAAAGCAAACUCUAUUUUAAUCUCUGUGUUUACAUGCACAGUUUAAUUUAGAAUUGUAUGUGGUGGUGGUGAUGAUGGUGUAAAGUUGGAAUGGAACAAGUUUAAGAUGGUGCACCUGGAGUUGAUUAGAACUAGUACUGAGAAGAGACAAAAAUGAUCUUAGUGCACAGUAUACAAGCUGCCUGUACAGUGCAUGACACAUACAGUAUCUUUUCAAGUGUUCAAUGCCUCCUUAUAGCUCCAGAGCUAUGAUGGCAAAGGACUCAAGCAAUGCCCAAAAUGGUGGUCAUUGUAGGAUUUGGUCAUUCAGAAUUUAUAAAACAAAACAAAGUGACACUGGUGUCUGUUUCAAACAUUCAAAUGCCUUUUUCAUAGCUGUUUAAUGUGCCACCAUAAUGAAAAUAUUCUGUUUUGGUUCAGACAGGUGCUCUGGUUUUCUGCGAUUGCUUUAAAAUCCAGAUAUUUUUGAUUCACACGAGUCCUUCCUGUCCAAAACAGUUUAGAUAUGGGGAAAUAUAGUUCAAUAUGUACAGUAUAACUGUGCUGUAAUAUUACAUGGCCCCAGGUUUGAUUUAAAGACAAAUCAAUUUAUGAAUAUGCACCAUGUCAGCACAGCAUUAGAAGAAUUAAUGAAGGUCUUAAAGGGCCAUUCAUUCAGUAUUGCACUUCCAUAAAACUUGCAAGAGACGUGCAGCAGAGGCCUAGAUAUCCAAAUUUGAUGCCGUGUUCACAUCAUAUGGGAUGGACGGUAGCGAUUGGAAAGAUUACCAUGUCCACUUGUGAGCGUUGACACCAUCUGACAACUUUUCACAGGCUGAGGAGUAGUCCCCUUUACUAGUUAACUGACUUUGCAUGUAAAAUCAAUGGGGUCCAGGACCUCUCUGAUGGGGCCUCAAGAUGAGCUAAAGAAACAGGAUCCAUCUAAAGUCCCUUCAUAAUGUCAGCUGAUAUUGUGCUUUAGUAAUGUAUAUUCCUAAACAAAGUUAAUUUUACACAAAUUACCACAAACAAGCUUCCUCAGUGACCCUGGGGCUUUUGGGGACAUGGGGCCCGGGGCAGUUGCUUAGUUGGUAAUACAACCUGGCCAAUUUCCAGUAAAAAGGUUUUUGACUGAUUGGUUUUCUAUCAAAGAACUGAGUCACAUACAAGGCAACCGACUUGUGACCAAAAGGGUUCAUCCCCUCCCCUAUAUACCCCUACUUUUCACAUUCAUCUUUCUCAUUGAGAGAGGUGAAACAGCUGAAAGACAUUUCAUUGAUCACUCUGAAGUCAAAAUCAUAUUGGCAGAUAGACGGGCCUGAGCUGCAAGGUGGAUACAUACCUACUUGUAGUUGGUUAUUAUGUACUUAUUUACCAACCUUUAUUAUUAUUAUUAUUAUUAUUAUUAUUAUUAUUAUUAUUAUUAUUAUUAUUAUGGCAUUAUUGUAAACCACUUGUUGAGACUUCACAUUCGCUGUAUUUCCUCCAUGUCAAGUUUAAUGUUGACUAUAUCAUCAUGGACAAAAUGUUUGAAGUUAUGAUACAAUAUUAGUCUGUGUCUUCUCGAUGUUUUUUUGCAGUAAUACAACUUCCUCUCAAUGCAGGCACAAUGCUGGUACAUACUGUCGCACUUUUUAGGGAAAUGAGACCCCAAUGUAAACCAUGUUAACCCCCGCCACACACACAGACACACUGCAAAAGGAAGCAAGUCACGGGAACAGUGACAUAAAAACACGAUGUGUAAUAUUUUGCAACAUGAGUAUCAUUCCAAUAAAGUUUUACUUGUAAAAAUUUACUGAA